Rhagoletis pomonella (apple maggot) is the source of this 1140-nucleotide messenger RNA. RefSeq names its product zinc finger BED domain-containing protein 4-like. The transcript is spliced from 2 exons. NCBI's taxonomy places the organism in Eukaryota, Metazoa, Arthropoda, Insecta, Diptera, Tephritidae. The record is from RefSeq and is a predicted model, not a curated record. The coding region runs from base 1 to 1140 and encodes 379 amino acids.
AUGCGUGUCCAGUGGUCGCCCGAGUUGCAAGAUGAGGCUGUCGACGAACUUGACGCAGAGAGAGAAAGUACACGCCACCAAGCUCAACAAGGUGCAGAAGGUGGAGCACCAAUAGCUGGACAAGUUUCAUCCUUACCACAAAAUCCUCAAGCAAAUAAUACAGCAGCAUCAGUUGUUGAAGAGAUUUCAUCAUUUCCUCGAAAUACUCAAACAAAUAUAACAGAAUUCUGUCAUAGGCCACCGUCAACAAAGAAAGUGGAAAAAAUUGAUAAGCAGGUACUUAAGAUGAUUGCGAAAGGUCACCACGCCUUAAGAAUAGUGGAAGAACCAGAAUUCAAAAAACUUUUGGAAAUGGUUUCUCAUUGUCCUGGUUAUAAGCUCCCCUCCAGGAAAACUCUGUCAACAAAUCUCAUGGCCGAAGCCUACAAUGAGUUGUUAGAAAAAAUAAAAAUUAGAAUUAAAGGGGCUGCAGCCGUCUGCCUCACUACAGAUGGAUGGCAAUCCAGAACAACAAGUAGCUUUAUAGCCAUUACCGCUCAUUUCAUUAAUGAUAGCGCUGAACUGGAAAGUUACUUGCUAGGAUGUGACGAAUUUGUAGAUAGCCAUACCGCAUCAAAUCUAUAUAACUUCAUCAGAACAACCUGCGAAGAUUUUAAUAUAUCCAAUAAGGUGACUGCUAUUGUCAGUGAUAAUGCUGCUAAUAUUAAAGCAGCUAUUCGUCUUGGAGGUUGGAGGGGAAUUUCCUGUUUUGCGCAUUCACUUCAUCUCAUUGUAAUGGAUGGCAUGAAGACAAUUGACGAAACUCUCUCAAAAGUUAAAAAAGUAGUGGAGCACUUUCGACGAAGUCCAUCUGCAUUAAAAAAGCUGUUGGAAAUACAAAAGCAAAUGGGCCUCCCUGAGGUUAAACUCAAACAAGAUGUGCCUACCAGGUGGAAUUCCAGCUACUUAAUGCUUGAACGAGUCAUUCAUUUGAAGGAUGCUCUAAUAGCCACUUAUUCGAUUCUGCAUCUGAACAUGCCGUUGAGCGUUUCGGAUUGGGAAAUAAUUGAAGAAGCAAUGCCCUGCCUCCUGCCUUUUUACCAAAUAACUCAAGAGCUCUUCAGAAGUUUUUGGUUAAUACAAAACCAAAAAACGAAGUAG